Messenger RNA from Strongyloides ratti, 3174 nucleotides. Its product is annotated as Peptidase S28 family-containing protein. Gene Ontology annotation, biological process: proteolysis. Lineage: Eukaryota; Metazoa; Nematoda; Chromadorea; Rhabditida; Strongyloididae. The coding region runs from base 1 to 3174 and encodes 1057 amino acids. Gene Ontology annotation, molecular function: serine-type exopeptidase activity; dipeptidyl-peptidase activity. The record is from RefSeq and is a predicted model, not a curated record. The transcript has a single exon.
AUGAAUAUAUUUUUUUGUUUUCUUUUAAUUUUAAUACUUUUAAUAAAAAUUGAUUGGGUUAAUUGUAAAUUACCUAAAAAAGUACCAGCAUCACUUAGAUUUCUUAAUGGUAGACCAUAUGAAGGAUUCAGAGGACAUCGUUUAAAGAUACCAGAAAAAAUUAAAAAAGUUUUAGAUAGUCAAUAUAAUGAAAAUGAUAUGGAAUUAUAUUAUAAACAAAAAUUAGACCAUUUUUCAGAUGAUUCAAGACAAUGGAAUCAAAGAUAUUUCUACAAUGGAAAUUUUUAUAAAAAUAAUGGUCCACAAUUUCUUAAUUUAGGUGGUGAAGGACCUAUAUCAUUAUUUGAUGUUUUUUAUGAAGAUACACCGUUUGUUUCAUGGGGAUCACAACUUGGAGCAAUGUUAUUUUCAUUAGAACAUAGAUUUUAUGGUAAAUCUAGACCAUUUAGUUCACAAACUGUACCAGCAUUGACAUAUCUUACCUCAAAACAAGCUCUUGCUGAUGCUGCAGAUUUUAUUCGUGCAAUGAAUAAUAAAUUUAAUAUAAAAAAUCCAAAAUGGGUUAUUUUUGGUGGUUCAUAUUCAGGUGCUUUAGCUUUAUGGUUCCGUCAACAAUAUCCUGAUUUAUGUGUUGGUUCUGUUGGUAGUUCUGCACCAGUUCAACCUGUUGUUGAUUUUUAUAAAUAUCUUGAUGUUUGCCAAAAUUCACUUUAUAAUAAUGGUAGUUAUACAUGUGGUGAAGAAAUUAAAAAAGGUAUAAAAAAAUUAGUUGAAUAUUCAUAUGAUGAUAAUAAAAGACCAUAUUUAUCACUUCUUUUUCAAUUACAACCACCACUUGAAACAACAUCAUUAGAUUAUAAAACUUUACAAACUUUAUAUUCUACUAUUGUUGGUAAUUUUAUGAAUGCUGUUCAAUAUAGUCGUGUUAAUGCUGGUCCAUUUAUAAGUGGAUCAUCAAUUCCUGAUUUAUGUAAUAUAAUGGAAGAUAUGUCUAAAGAUCCAUUAGAUAAAUUAGCAAUUGUUAAUAAAUAUGUUUUUGAAAAUAUGAAUCAACAACCCUAUACAGGAUUAGAUUAUAGUUAUACUGAAGAAGUUAAUUUCUUAAAAGAUGUUAAUUUUUAUGAUAAUGAUCUUUCUGCUUCAGCUUCAAGAUCAUGGAUUUGGCAAACAUGUAACGAAUUUGGAUAUUAUCAAGCUGGUUCUGCUGGUAAUCAUUCAAUAUGGGGUACAUCAAUACCAAAUAAUAUAAAUAUUGAUCUUUGUACAGAUGUUUUUGGAUCAGAAUAUAAUAUUAAUUAUAUUAAAAAUGCUGUAUCAAAUACUUUUUCAUUUUAUGGUGGAGCUACAGGAUACAAUGUAACAAAUGUUGUUAUGCCAAAUGGUGAUGUUGAUCCAUGGCAUUCAUUAGGUGUAUAUAAUCAAACUAAUCAAAUGACACCAUAUCUUAUUCAUAAUACUGCUCAUUGUGCUGAUAUGGAACCACCAUCACCAAAUGAUGCACCAGGUUUAACAUAUGUAAGAAAAUUAAUUUUCCAAAAUAUUAAAAAUUGGAUUGGUGUAGCAUCAACUUCAAUAAAUUCAAAUAAUAAUAUAGAACAAAAUAAUAACAUUAUAAAUAAUGAAAAAAUAUCAUCUGAUAAUUUAGAAAUAAGUAAAGUUAUUGAAUUACCUAUUCAAUUUAAAAAUGAAUUUAUGAAAAGUUAUAAUAAAGAAGAUAUAAUGAAAAAAAAUAUUGGUAUGGUACAUGGAAUAAAAAAUCCAAAACCUACUAAAGAUGAUGUUAUAACAUCUGCUUCAGAUAUUACUAUUGGAUAUAUUGAACAAAAAUUGGAUCAUUUUAAUUCAACAGAUCUUCGUACAAUUCAACAAAAAUAUUUUGUUAAUAGAAAAUUUAAUCAAAAUAAAAGUAUUGCAUUUGUUAUGAUUGGUGGUGAAGGUAAAGCUGGUGAUAAAUGGGUAACACUUGAAAGUUUACCUAUGAUUGAGUUAGCAAAAUUUAUUGGUGCUGAUAUUUAUCAAUUGGAACAUAGAUAUUAUGGAGAUUCACAUGCACCAAAUGAUGAUUUAAGUACAGAUAACUAUCAAUAUCUUACAUCUAAACAAGCUCUUGCUGAUCUUGCUGUUUUUAUAAAAACUAUGAAUAAUCAAUAUAAUUAUGUUAAUCCACAAUGGAUAACAUUUGGUGGUUCAUAUUCUGGUGCACUUUCUGCAUGGUUCCGUGAACUUUAUCCAGAUUUAACUGUUGGUGCAAUGGCUUCAUCUGGACCUGUUCUAGCAAAAACAGACUUUUUUGAAUAUCUUCAAGUUGUAGAAAAAUCAAUUUCAACAUAUUCACAAAGUUGUGCUAAUAAUAUAGCAGCUGGAUUUAAUAAAAUGCAAAAUAUGAUUAUGACACAAACAGGAAGAGAUUCAUUAAAUAAAUUAUUUACAUUUACAUAUCCAUGGAAUAAUGGUUCAACUGUAGAAGAUUAUGAUGUACAGUCAUUCUUUUCAAAUGUUUAUGGAAGUUUUCAAGGAGCUGUUCAAUAUAGUUUAGAUAAUACUGGUGAAUAUUCAAAUGGAUAUGGAAUUAAAGAUGUUUGUCAAAUAAUGAAUAAUCAAACAAAUGAACCAUUAAUAAAUAUUGUUAAUGUUGUUAAUUAUAUGAAUACACUAUAUUCUAAUUCUCCUACACCACAACCAAUGAGUAAUACAUAUAAAGAAACAGUUGAUUUUUAUAAAAGUGCUAACUAUCAUAAUGGUGGUUCUGAUGCUAAAUCAUGGUUAUGGCAAACAUGUAAUGAAUUUGGUUAUUUUCAAUCAAGUGAUUUAGGAUAUAAUAUUUUUGAAUCAUCAUGUAAUGUUAAUAUAUUUAUUAAUAUUUGUAUUGAUGUAUUUGGUCCACAAUUUACCCGUGAAACAAUUGAUCAAAAUAUUAUUCGUACAAAUAAUUUUUAUGGUGGAAAUACAAAUUAUUAUGGUUCUAAUGUUGUAAUGGCUUAUGGUUCAGUAGAUCCAUGGCAUGCACUUGGUUCAUAUACCUAUGAUAAAAGUCGUAAUUUAAUAUCAUAUCUUAUUGAUGGUACUGCUCAUUGUGCUGAUUUAUAUCCACCAAGAGAUUCAGAUGUUCCUGAUUUAAAAUUUAAAAGAGAAUUAAUAAGAGCUAAUUUAAUAUCAUUCCUUAAAUUACAAUAA